Pelobates fuscus (common spadefoot toad) is the source of this 3371-nucleotide messenger RNA. RefSeq names its product retinoic acid receptor alpha (gene RARA). NCBI's taxonomy places the organism in Eukaryota, Metazoa, Chordata, Amphibia, Anura, Pelobatidae. The transcript is spliced from 10 exons. Gene Ontology annotation, cellular component: transcription regulator complex; nucleus. The record is from RefSeq and is a predicted model, not a curated record. Bases 529 to 1908 code for a protein of 459 amino acids. Gene Ontology annotation, biological process: regulation of transcription by RNA polymerase II; cellular response to corticotropin-releasing hormone stimulus; retinoic acid receptor signaling pathway. Gene Ontology annotation, molecular function: nuclear glucocorticoid receptor binding; RNA polymerase II cis-regulatory region sequence-specific DNA binding; nuclear receptor activity.
GGCUGCACAGGGAGCAGGCUGCACUGAGAGCGUCUGACAUUAUCCCACCGACCCCUCUACCCACCGUGACUGCGCGGACCCCCAAUAACCCACACCAUCAGGACAGCUCACAGAGGGGCCCCAAUACCCAGGUACAGUUGUCCUCUUCCUAUCCUGCAUGUGCUUAUAGUAUGUGUAUUUUGGCUGCUGUCCAAUCAUCUUCUGAACAAAUUUUAAAAUAAGUGAACCCACAUGGGCGAUUUUGUCAUGUGACCAACAGCGAUCCUUGUCUUGGAGAAGUUAAGGCAUCUACGACCAGCAACUAGAAGAUCUUCCUACUCUUGUUGUGACAGAUUUUGGGUGGACCACAUUUACAAAAGGAGAUCUCCUGUCCGUAAUUUUCAGAAACCUCACUGGAUCUAACCGUUUUGGACUUUUGGAUUUACGGCGCCUCUGCACUAGAAUUUGGGGGGUGCUCCCCCACCCAGAAACACGUGUAAAUGGAAAAUUGAGAGGUCUCUUUUGGUCCAGCAGGCUGGACGUCAAGUAAUGACUAGUAACGAUAGCCCCUGCCCGCCAUCUGGGCCAGGACAUAUGAAUGGAUACCCCGUACCACACUAUGCCUUUUUUUUCCCACACAUGCUGGGUAGCAUGUCCCCUCCAGGGGCAUUGCCUGGAGUACAGCAUCAGUUGCCCCUCAGCGGAUAUAGUACACCUUCUCCUGCAACGAUUGAGACUCAGAGUACCAGUUCGGAGGAGAUCGUACCCAGCCCCCCCUCGCCGCCACCUCUGCCCAGAAUUUACAAACCCUGUUUCGUUUGUCAGGACAAGAGCUCAGGGUAUCACUAUGGAGUCAGCGCAUGCGAAGGCUGCAAGGGCUUUUUCCGUCGCAGUAUACAGAAAAACAUGGUGUACACAUGCCACAGAGAUAAGAACUGCAUCAUAAACAAGGUGACGCGGAACCGCUGCCAGUACUGUCGGCUACAGAAAUGCUUCGAGGUUGGCAUGUCCAAAGAAUCCGUAAGAAAUGACCGCAACAAGAAGAAAAAGGAGCCUCCAAAACCUGAAUUGGCAGAGAACUAUGUACUCAGCCCAGAGACUGAAGAUCUGAUAGAGAAAGUGCGCAAAGCCCACCAGGAGACCUUUCCCGCACUGUGCCAGCUGGGCAAAUACACUACAAAUUUCAGCUCGGAGCAGCGAGUCUCCCUGGAUGUUGACCUUUGGGACAAAUUCAGCGAGCUGUCCACAAAAUGCAUCAUCAAGACGGUGGAGUUUGCCAAACAGUUGCCGGGAUUCACCACUCUAACCAUUGCCGAUCAGAUCACCCUACUUAAAGCCGCCUGCCUGGACAUCCUUAUCCUGCGAAUUUGCACACGCUACACCCCUGAUCAGGACACCAUGACAUUCUCAGAUGGACUGACCUUAAACCGCACGCAGAUGCACAAUGCUGGGUUUGGGCCCCUCACCGACUUAGUCUUCGCUUUUGCCAACCAGCUGCUACCGCUAGAAAUGGAUGACGCGGAAACGGGCCUACUGAGCGCCAUAUGUCUCAUCUGUGGAGACCGGCAGGACCUGGAACAGCCAGACAAAGUGGACAAGCUGCAGGAACCUUUACUGGAAGCAUUAAAGAUCUAUGUUAGGAAAAGACGACCCAAAAAACCACACAUGUUCCCCAAAAUGUUAAUGAAGAUCACUGACCUGCGGAGCAUCAGUGCCAAGGGUGCUGAGCGUGUAAUUACCCUGAAGAUGGAGAUACCAGGAUCCAUGCCUCCUCUCAUUCAGGAGAUGCUGGAGAACUCUGAGGGGCUGGACACCUUGGGAGGGGGGUCCCCCAGUGCGAAACCUUCUACUCCUGUACCACCAGGAAGCUGCAGCCCUAGCCUGUCACCCAGUUCUACCCACAGCAGCCCCUCCACACACUCUCCCUGACCCACUCCGACAGCACCGGAGUGGCAGAUACAGAGACUCACCAGCUCAUGCACAGCCUUCUCUCUUACCCUCUUUUCUUCUCGUUCUCCCUCUAUUCUCAACCUUUUUCCACUCUGUUUUCUUACGUUUCCCUUCAUUUUUCCCUCUUUCAUUUUCUACAUCUUACUUUCACGGUAGUGCAUCACUAUUCUGUACUUCCCUGCAAUACUAUCUCUUUAAGAGAGAAGACAAGUGGUGUGCAGAGGGGUGUAAGGGAGCUGAAGAUACACCCAUGUGGACAUCUUAAUACCCCUCCUCACUUCCACUGUAACUUUGUGCCUCUGGACGGCUCUCUACUCCCACCCACUGGAUUGAGGACGAACUGAUACAAACUUUUAUAUGAGACAGACGUACUCUAACACUGUGUGUGGGUGCUGGGAGGGGGGAGUGGGAAAGACAUGCUAAAAUCGGGGAGGUGAAACAAUGAAAUCCACUUCAUACACAGGAAAUAUACGGGCACAUUAACUCCUAUCCCCGCUAUCCUAAUUUGCACCCCAAAAGCAUUCUGCCUUUAAAAAAAUGAGAAAUAAUCUGGUUUAGUCUGCAGUUUUAUAGUGUUAUUUAGGAUGAAAUCAGCAGGUUAAAAGUUUGUCUAAAAUCGGUCAGUUGAGACGAAAACAUUUUAUAUUUUUACACGUUUUGCUUUUAUCUACAAAUUUUAAUUUAAAGAAAAAGUUGAAAAGUGUUAAUAUUAAGUGGGAACAUUUUGUAGAUUCCUAUGAACACUGUUUAAAAGAAUGGCUCGGUUUACCUAGUGAAACCAUAUUUAAUGGCAGAGUGUCGAUUAGGGUUUUUUGUGGAGUUGGGGGUUUAAGCCUCGUUUUGAAGGAGUCGUCGAAAAAACAUCUCUAAAAAAAAAUUGACCAGGAACAUCAUGCCAGCCCAUGAAACUCUGCAGUCUAUAAACAGCCCUAUGUUUUUGGGGUAUAUACAACCGUAUCUCAUUUUUAUUAUUCACCAGCCACAGAAUUCCUGUUUCUCCCCCCUUUUUAUUUUCCUCUAACCACUAGAAAACUGCAAUCUCCUUUCUCCCCCACUCUUACCCCACGGGACUUGCAGUUUCCACACCUCAACACACCAGCAACAACAACCAGAGAAGUUUUCAGUUUGAAGUUUUGUUUUUUUUAAUUUCGAGGUUAAAGAAAAAGGAAAAAAAAUAAUAAAAUAAAAAAUGAAAAAUGUUCAAAAUGUUAAAUAAAAUAAGAUGUGAAAAAAAAGUUUUUUAUGUGGAAGAAAAAUGAAUUUUUUUUUUGUUUAACUUUUAAGUUUUUUUUUCCCUUGAGUUUUCUGUCUACCUUCUGCACAAACGUUUAUCUUUAUAUUAAAACAAACUUGUUUGUUUGACUCCUGUUAUUUGAAGUGUUUAGGCUUUAAAUGGGUAUUCACAUGGGAAACAAUUAAAUGGCAUUGGUUGAUGUACCGAA